This is a messenger RNA of Suhomyces tanzawaensis NRRL Y-17324, 399 nucleotides long. Its product is annotated as CFEM-domain-containing protein. The transcript has a single exon. The record is from RefSeq and is a predicted model, not a curated record. Lineage: Eukaryota; Fungi; Ascomycota; Pichiomycetes; Serinales; Debaryomycetaceae. The annotation marks the transcript as partial.
AUGAAAUUCUCUGUUCUUGCCCUUCUCGCCAUUCCAACCGCCUUUGUUGCCGCUGCUCCAGCCACCACCACCAACCCAUACGCUACUUAUCCUCAAGUGCCAAAGACUGCUUCAAUCAACGGGUUUGCUGAUCCUAUCUACACCAAGUUGCCAGAGUGUGCCCAACCUUGUGUCAAGCAAAAAACUUCCAACACCCCAUGUCCUUACUGGGACACUGGUUGUUUGUGUGUUAUGCAACAAUUCGAUGGCCCUAUUGGUGAGUGUAUUGCCUCUAGUUGUAAGGGAAAUAACGUCAAGUCUGCAACCAGCUUGGCUUCUUCGCUCUGCUCCUCAGCUGGUGUCCCAUCGCCAUACUGGUUUGUUCCAGCUUCCGUUGCAACUGCUUUGAGUACUGCUGCU